AUGUGCUCCAAGGUGGCGCCUCUCCAGGACACGGCGGUCCUCGAGAUCGACCUGGAGACGGACACAGCGUGGAGGAGCUGCUGCGGGAGGAUGCACACCGGCGGUGAGUUCGCCAACAUCACUGACAGGCCGUCGAUGAUCCGACCGAGCGCGCACUGCGUGAUCAGCGCAGGCCACAUGCAGAGCUGGACACGGGGGUUCCUGUUCUGCUGGUUCGUAGGCCGAUUGAUCAGCAGCGCGGACUUCUACGGCUUCAGCGGCGACGGGCAUUGCAACAAUCCGCAGCCGAUCUGGGAGCAGUGGCUUUCGUUUGAGCAUCUCUUCUACCAGGUUAACAGAUUGGCCCGCCACUGA
Messenger RNA from Prorocentrum cordatum, 354 nucleotides. The record is from the annotation of a GenBank genome assembly. NCBI's taxonomy places the organism in Eukaryota, Dinophyceae, Prorocentrales, Prorocentraceae.